ACGUCGUACUCUCGCUAUCGACUAUCGACACGCGUGCACGUCAACACUGUUUGUUUACACCGAGUAACAACAAAAAUAUUAUUUUAUCAUUUAGCGUUCAGCCGUUUUCGAGACAGUGACGAAGGAAUAAUUGUGAUGUGUUUUUGACAAAAAUGGAUAACAUUUGCUCUAACUCUCCUGCACAUAAAGGUGUGAGCAGCCUUGAAGGAAUGUACACAGACUUCGACGGAUGGGUGACCAGAUUCAACUCGUGUUACAAAAGAUCACCAGAAAUGCGAACGGUUUCCCGCCAAAAAGAUUCAAGACGUCACGAUGACAUCGACCUUUAUGAAAGAGAUUAUUUUUUAAACAAUUUGCUGCUAAGGCAAAGGCACUUACGUCGUUCAGCCAGACGGCAAUGUUUUAAUUUUUUUAAAGAAAACGAUGGAUUUAUAUCCUACGAUCAUGUUUAUUAUAGACUUAUGAACAAAAAUGGUGAUAAAAGAAUUAUAUUCCAAUAUAUUCAGUCUAAAUUGUAGUUUAAGACGUAUGUGAUAUGUUAUCAGCAGAUUUAAGACUUUAUCUUUAGGGUGACAGGGUUCAGAAUUCUACAAAAUAUGUAGAUUAUAUUUUUGCACUUUGAACGAAAUAAUAUUAUCGCUCUCUUUUACUAAUGUAAGUAAAAGGAAAGAGAUAGCAAGACUGCCAUACAACUGCCAUGUAUCAAGGCUCGAUCGAACAAUUGUCUUUUUAAGUUUUCGAAUUUCUGAUUAUUUUUAUGAGUACGAUAUAUUUACUCGAUAAAGAUUUAAUAAAAAUGUUGAAUCUAUUGACAAAAUCAAUUUUGAUGUAAGCAAAGAAUAUAUGGUCACUA
Messenger RNA from Spodoptera littoralis (African cotton leafworm), 853 nucleotides. NCBI's taxonomy places the organism in Eukaryota, Metazoa, Arthropoda, Insecta, Lepidoptera, Noctuidae. The record is from the annotation of a GenBank genome assembly.